GGGGAACUCACACUCGCACUACCAUGACACAAAACAAGGUCAGCUUCGUAAAACGCUAGCUUUAACACCUCGAAUGAUUGCUUGAAGUUAUUGUGAAAAGAAAAACCAGAUUACCCGGAGAAAUGAUCAGCUCGGAGGCUUUGCGCCCGACGCCGAACGCCGCGCGUAAACCCCUCGGAAAGCUGGCGAGCCGGCUGGAGGAGGUGAAGAACCCGUGGAAGCAGUUGUCAGCGCUGGAGCUCAGCCACAACGAGACCGCCAGACUCGCCACCGACGCGCUGCUGGAGCACGGCGAGAAGGAGUACAAGAAAGUUCUGCACGAAGAAAAAGAGCUCAACUUUCUAUCCGCGCUGGAGAUACGCUACAUCACCGAAAAUGUGGCCAAAGUCGGCGACGCGGACAGUGGGAGCAACGGAGUGGACUUGGAGGAGGGCGACGCUGUGUCCGAGCUGACUUCGGGGACUUACUUCCCUAUGAUGUCUGACGAGGAGCCGCCGAUGCUGGAGCUGGGCUGGCCGGAGCUCUCCACCAGGAUGGGCCCCACUGAGGCCAACAUAUACUUCCAGAGGGACAAGACGAAAAAUGUCAAAGAUCACAUUCGGUCGCUUAUUAGCAAAGCCAAGAAGGUUAUCGCAAUAGUCAUGGACAUUUUUACAGACGUGGAUUUGUUCUGUGAUUUAAUGGAGGCCUCCAACAAGCGCAGGGUUCCAGUGUAUAUUUUACUGGACGAGAAGAAUCUCAGUCAUUUCUUGAAUAUGUGCUCAGAACUGGACGUCCAGAACUCACACCUGAGUAAUAUGCGGAUAAGAAGUGUUUGUGGAGACACGUAUUGCACCAAAAGUGGGAAGAAAUUCACAGGUCAGGUUCAAGAGAAAUUCAUGAUCAUUGACUGUGAAGAAGUCAUCGCUGGAUCCUAUAGUUUUACAUGGCUGUCCGGUCAGGUCCACAGCAACCUAGUAAUGCACUUCUCCGGCCACCUUACAGACUGCUUCGAUCGUGAAUUUCGCUGCAUGUAUGCGGACUCGGAUAUAAUAGAGCGCUUCCACAACCCGGAUGAAGAUGGACUGCCCUCUUACUCUUACUCUUACAACAUGCCGGCGCCAAACUUCGGUCUGGACGUCCUGGCGGAUUACGGCAGCAGAGAGCGAGUGUAUUCGGAAAACUCCAGCAGCCAAUCCAGCAGCAGCGUUUCCAGCAUCAAAGCUGCUCCCCCAGGCACCAAAUCAGUUUACAAAGUCAACCACGACAAGAAGAGCCAGGAAAAUACGCAAAAAACUCCUGACAAGAAGGACGCCACGAGUCCAGUGCUCCACAUGCCCUUGGCAGCCCACAUCGGGAGAGGAUUUCCCAAUGAGAUCCACCAAACUGCUGAACGUUCCUCUUUAGGUCAAUCCGGCGGUGCGGAAUGGUCCAAAAUAGGAAACACGGAUUAUCUACGUUCAAACAUCGGCGGACAGACUUCAAAAAUCCAAUCGUUAGGACUCUACAGUUCUCCAAAACCACCAUCGCCAACUCAACAGGACAACAAGAUCUCCCCGAAGCAUCGGCUCACCAGUCCUUUCCUCUCUAAGUUCACAGAUUUGUUCACGACGAAGGAGAAAGACCUUCAUGCCUUCCAGAAGGUCCCUCCUCCACGCUCGUCUCCAUUUGGCGGGCCGGAUUUGUCCCAGAAUGAACCCGAGAGUAAACAGGGCCCUCCUCCACCUGGACCAAUGCCCAUUGACAGGAUGGGCCCGGAUAAAGGCAUUCAUCGGCGGGAUGAGAAACGCAUGACUUUAGGUCACAGCAAGUUGGACCUUGUCGCUCAAUACAACAAGAUGAACAAAUCCAAACAGGUAUACAGUCGCUUUGAGCUCAAGAACAACUUACCUCAGUAACACUAUAGGCCUGGUUGGUCAGUCCUUCAGGUCAGCUUUUGUAUAUAGUUGGCAUUGUGAGUCUGCAAAGCCAUUUCUUGGUGUGAAACUGUUGGUGUUUUAGCAUUUGUAUUUGUGAAAUGAAGUGCUUAUGUACUAAUGCUGCCUUCAGGUUCAUCCUGGAUAUAGAUUAUUAGGGAUGUAAUUGUAUUUGAUUUCUUUCUUCUUUCAUUUCUUUCCUUUUUUUAAAACUUUUUAUUUAUCAUUUUUCAAUAUAUUUUUUCUAGAACAACCCCUUCCCCUACAAUUUAAACCCUUACAGAUGAGGGGACACGUAAGAAAUAAUGAUAUUAUGAAAAUUGUUAAAAUAAAAUAAGA
Messenger RNA from Danio rerio (zebrafish), 2234 nucleotides. RefSeq names its product scaffolding CK1 anchoring protein C (gene sack1c). Lineage: Eukaryota; Metazoa; Chordata; Actinopteri; Cypriniformes; Danionidae. The record is from RefSeq and is marked validated. Gene Ontology annotation, cellular component: cytoskeleton.